CAGCACAUCGAUUAUACUUUGAUGGAAGAAACCUCGCGUCCCACCGCGUCUCUCCAAGCUAGUUAGUCGAUCUUGCGCUGUCCGCGACAGCUAGUGUGCCAGAAAUAGUGUCAGAUCAGUUUGUACACAUCAGAUUUUACGCGAAUUCGUAGAAAUGUAGGAACGAUCAUACACAGACCGCGUGAACGAGCCGCGAAACCUGCCGUCGCGCACGCAACAUUUCUAAACCAUCGUCGGAAGAAGCGGAUUUCAUCUGUUUACUCGAUGGAAUUGUGUCGUGGAAGAACUAUCGAGUGCUAUACUUCAGCGUUGACUCAGGCAGAAGACACUUCAUACGUAAUUACCGCUGAUCAUCUUGGCAUCGUUCCCGAGGAGCGUCGGCCGAGAGGAUCCUCUGGCCGCGUGCUCGCCGAUCCUCUCGGCAGUCGCCGCGUGCACGCGGGUCCGCGUCCGAGGAUACCGGCGACUGCCACCCCCGUGGCCGAGGACUAUCGACCGUUUCGGGGAUGGAGGCGCGAAGGAGGCGCGAUAGCGCAGCCGCGACCCCGCCGAGGCUGCGCGACGUCGCCCGGUUUUGUAUCAACACGUUCAGAGCGUUCUAUGCCGGGAACAUCAGCGUCGCGUUCGCCACUGCAGCACCACCAGCCUCGUUCCGCAGCGAGGCCGAAGCCCGUCAGGAAGCGGCGCCCGGCGACCCUGACAUGGGCAACCUGCAGAGCGACGUGAAGAAGAAGGGCAAGAAGGGUAAGGCCGUCGCCGGAGAUGGAACCGCGAGCACUCCCGGAUCAAUCGCGGAUGGUCUCGACGAUGCGACCGAGACGGGUGACGAUUGCGAGAUCAUCGAAGAUGAAACGCCAGCUAAAAAGAUCUCCGAGAAGCUGGACGAGUCUCAGAAGUUCGGGACGGAGAAACGACAAGCCCACAAGAGACAGGCUCCUAAGCCACCUGCGCCCGCGGUGAUAAAGGUCACUCCAACCGAGCCGCCCGAAAAGAAACCGUACGAGGAUGACAAAUCGGCUGACGCUACCAAGUCAACAGAAACGAAGGCUACGUUGUUGGUACCCGGGGCUAAUCAGGGACAGAAACUGGAGCCGGCUCUCCUGGUCACCGACUCGUGGCGAUUAGCCAAUAAAUGCAUGGUCGUAGCGGAAGUCUCGAUGCCGCCUAGUCAAGAAUCAUCCAGCGAUAGCGUGUUCACCGAUCCCGACGCGGCGGAUGCUGCGAAAGAGGAAACGACGCAGCCAUUCCCAGAACCGUUCGCCGUCAAGGCCAAUGAACUGGAUCAAUCUUCUGUAUCGCCGCUCUUCGAACGACGAAUCGUUGGAACGUUAAUCGCAGCUCUGCCUGAACAAUUGAAGUCGCUACUCACGGAGGCCGAAGUCGAGCAGUUUGCGAUGAGAAUAUAUUCGCGGCUAGUGUCGGAUGGGAUCAUCGGCUCGAUUACCAUCGACAGCGUGGCUCAGAAGAAGGAAUCACAGAUCGCAGAAGGUAAGUCCGAGUGCAGAGACACUCUGUCUGCGUCUGUCAGCUUAACUUCCGAGGGGAUUUCCACGAAGGACAGACGCGAUUCGGAGAAGGAAUCAAGACCACAAGAAUUCGAGCGAUUUCAAGAACUCGCGAGGGAGGAAAAUAAAGCUACUCAAGACAAAUCCACGCAGUCUUCACCUCCUGCAACGGCUCUUCCAGAAGGAACCGAUGAUGCUCCUAAGGAGAGAAGUUCAGAUGAUAAGACCUCUCAAGAGGAGGGCGCAGUCGCUGCUUCUUCGGUUGCGAGUAGUUCGAAGGACGAGAAAAGCUUGUCGCAAAGUCGAACCACUCGAAGACAGUCAACUCCCCCAUCGCCGGUUACGACACUGCCGCAACAAGUUUCUUUGCCUCCAUCCUUUUCAAAUACUCCACCACCUCCGCCACCGCCACCGCCACCGCCUCCGCCACCUUCGCCCUUCCUGGACUAUCGUUCGCUGAACAAUUCCACUUCGCAACCAUCAUUUUCUAUACCACCCCCGCCACCGUUACCCGCGUCCACCGCGGGACAGUCCUUUACUACACAACGAAGCAUCACGACAUUGCCAACAGUCCCACCGCCCCCGCCACCUCCUCCGUUACCGCCGCCUGUUUUGCAAACGAUAACCGAGGAGAUCCAAGGAGCACCGCCCGAACCUCCACCGCCGCCUCCUCCCCCAUCGCCUGCUCCAACGCUCGCUAAAAUCGUCGCGUCUAUUCCUCCUCCGCCACCACCGCCACUGCCGCAAGCACCCGUGUGCAAUUCUAUACCUCCGCAUCCACCUCCGCCGCCUCCACCUCCUGCACCGCCGUUCUCGACCUCGUCUGUGACAGCUGGAAUAAACGAAAGUCAAUCCGUGCCUCCUCCGCCGCCGCCACCACCACUUCCGGCGUCCAUCGGCGGAGUAAACAUCGUACCACCGCCUCCGCCACCUCCUCCACCUCCGACGCCUUCAAUCGGCGGCGUACCACCGCCGCCGCCGCCCAUGGCAGGCAUUCCUGGUGGCCCUCCACCACCUCCGCCCAUGGCAGGCAUUCCUGGUGGCCCACCACCGCCUCCGCCACCUCCUGGAAGCCAAGUGCCACCGCCUUUACCAGCACCUCCGGUUGGAGGUUGGAACCCACCUAGCAGAGCGUGUAUGAGGAAGGAACCCCUUGCCCCCGAGGUACCUAUGAAGCCGCUCUACUGGACCCGGAUUUUGGUACCUGUGGUGCCGACCGAACGUGGCUCCGUCGACGUUAUGGAUCCUGCUACGCAGGCUCCACUAUGGGCGGAAUUAGAAGAAGUGAAAGAUCUGGACAUGAAAGAGUUCGCCGGUCUUUUUUCUCAUCAAGUGACCGCGAGAAAGCCUGUAAAAAAACCGGACCAGGCUUCGAAACCAUCUAAAACGCAGCCGGCGAAGAUUCUCGACUCGAAACGAUCGAAGAGCGUAGGAAUUCUGGAGAAGAGUUUGCACCUCGACUUCAGCGAGGUCGAGAACGCCGUUUACAAUUUAGACACUAGCGUCGUUAGUUUAGAAACGCUGCAGCAGAUAUACGAAAUCAGGCCAACGCAAAAGGAACUGGAAGACAUAAGAGCGUUCGAAGAAACCAAUCCAGACGUGCCCCUCGAUCGUCCCGAGACUUUUCUCAAAAAGCUGUCCGGCAUAAAUCAUUUUUCCGAGAGGAUAGCUUGUCUAACGUUUCAAGCGGAGUUCGCUGAAACGAUCUCACUAGUUUCAUCCAAGUUAACGAAUCUACGAACCACGUGCAACUUCUUACGGAAUUCCAGUACACUGAAGAGGGUCAUGGCAUUGAUUCUCACGUUCGGUAACUACAUGAACGGCGGUAAUCGAAUACGAGGCCAGGCCGACGGUUUCGGCUUAGAGAUUUUAGGCAAAUUGAGAGACGUCAAGUCGAACACGCCUGGCGUCACUCUGCUCCAUUACGUCGUAAAAGCCAGGCUUGCUGAAUACAAGGAUCAUGAUUUUGAGGAACCGCUGCCGCUGCCGAUCCCGGAACCAGCAGACAUCGAGGCGGCUUCGACGAUUAAUUUCGAGAACCUCUCGGGAGAAUUGGACAGAUUAAAGAGCAAGCUUCAAGUUUGCACUGAUAAAUAUAAUAUGGUCGUGGAAUCGGACCCUGAAUACUCGGGACCGUUUAAGGAGAAAAUGGAGUCGUUCUUCCGGGAAGCGGCAGCGGAACUGGCGAACGAGCACGAGGGCCUGCUCGAGGCCAAAAGAGAAUUCAAGGCUGUCAUGCAAUUCUAUCAAUACACGCCCAAAGGAACCACCCUGGACGCGGCCGAUCCUAACGCGUUUUUCAUCCUUUGGCUCGGUUUCUGCCGAGAGUUCAAAGAUAUUUGGAAGAAGGAGCAACAGCGGAUACAGAAAGAACGAAUGGAGAAGAUGAUAAAGAAAUAUGAAAGUAAAAACAAAGUGGAGAAACGAAAAUUAAGCUCAACGGGACUAAAAGCACGGCUUCUGAAGCUAUCGCGCAAGUAGUCACCGGCGUCUCACGGUCCGUCGAUUCAUUCUUAUCAAAUGCAUCUAUCGAAGAUAAGGACUGGAUCGCUACGGGCAGCUCGUGGAUCGAUCCGUACCGUUGGGUCCGUCCCAACUCUUCAAGGCACUAAUUUCGUCGAAAUCAAACAAAGUUUCGAUCACUAUCGCGUAGAGAACGUUCGUUCAUAUGAAUUUGUUAUUAUUGUACAUAGGCUUGUUGUUAAGUUUUGUUAUCGUUAAUUAUAAUAAAUGAUAUUUUCUACAAGA
Molecule: messenger RNA, 4253 nt
Organism: Ceratina calcarata
Lineage: Eukaryota; Metazoa; Arthropoda; Insecta; Hymenoptera; Apidae
Product: formin-2
Exons: 10
Coding region: 507-3986 (1159 amino acids)
Biological process (GO): actin nucleation; cortical actin cytoskeleton organization
Cellular component (GO): cytoplasm; actin filament; cytoskeleton
Molecular function (GO): microtubule binding; actin filament binding
Source: RefSeq, a predicted model, not a curated record